AGGCACAUCGACUUCAGAGUAGUUCAUGCACUACUUUAGUCCGACUUUCAUGCAACUUGAGGGCCAUAGACUUCAAUGUUAACCCUCAAAAGUUGCAUGAAAGUCGUACCUGAUUGUUUUACAUGCAACAGUGGUGCAACAGGGGGUUCGACUUUUCAGAGGGACAACAAGGGCGGACUGACCAUUUGGAAACUCGGGCACUGCCCGAGGGCCUGGGGUCUGUAGGGGGCCCAAUGAGAUACCCCUGGUACCUUUUUCAUAGGCUUUUUUGAGUUUGGGCAAGGACACGGGGGCCCCAUGAUCCCCUAUUGUUCGAGGGCCCCAUGA
Staurois parvus is the source of this 327-nucleotide messenger RNA. NCBI's taxonomy places the organism in Eukaryota, Metazoa, Chordata, Amphibia, Anura, Ranidae. The record is from the annotation of a GenBank genome assembly.